Messenger RNA from Aethina tumida (small hive beetle), 2203 nucleotides. RefSeq names its product proton-coupled amino acid transporter-like protein CG1139. The transcript is spliced from 9 exons. Gene Ontology annotation, cellular component: vacuolar membrane. Gene Ontology annotation, molecular function: amino acid transmembrane transporter activity. The record is from RefSeq and is a predicted model, not a curated record. NCBI's taxonomy places the organism in Eukaryota, Metazoa, Arthropoda, Insecta, Coleoptera, Nitidulidae. The coding region runs from base 311 to 1669 and encodes 452 amino acids. Gene Ontology annotation, biological process: amino acid transmembrane transport.
CCGUAUUAUCGGACCGGGAUAGUAAAAGACAGAAACAAUAUAUAUUAAUUAAACUCUAUUUGAAUGUGAAGUUUAUCUGCCAACAAACCAUCAGUCCGUCAGAGAAGCGCGAUCAUUUGACAUCCUCGCUCUCGUUACGUAGUAGUGUUUAGUUGCAUAAGUUUAUCCCAAGCUUUUUGUGUACGUUAUCAGCUCUCAUCUCUGAUGACGACCGAGAAAAUGCAGGCAGUCUGAAUGUUGGCAGUGGUCAAGUGGAAGCAGUUAUCGGAUUGGUUGCAUAUACGGUGAAAACGUGCGAAAACCAGCCAAGAUGCCGAUGGAAAUGGUGAAAAUGGAGCCCGUCGGGGCGGACAAAGAAAGAACAACCGCCAACGACACAGAUGACUACGAUCCUCAUCUGCAUAGGGACGUUGAAAAUCCCACCACAAAUACUGAAACACUCAUACAUUUGCUCAAAGGCUGUCUAGGAACGGGGAUUUUAGCCAUGCCAGAAGCUUUCAAGUACUCAGGGAUGGGUUGCGGAAUAGUCUCAACACUUAUCAUAGGGGCUCUUUGUGCAUAUUGCCUUACUGUCCUGGUAAAAUCUCAAUAUGUAAUUUGUAAAAGAAUCAAAGUCGGUCUUUUGACUUAUCCAGAAUCAAUGAAAGUUGCUUGUGAAAUCGGGCCACCGUGUUUAAAUCGAUUCGCUCCGAUGGCCCCGACGAUAGUAAAUGUAUUUCUAAUCAUUUAUCAGUUAGGAAUAUGUUGUGUCUAUAUAGUAUUCGUUGGAGUGAAUUUAAAGUCGGUCGCUGAUGAAUAUAUGGAAAACAAACUGCCCCUUCCAAUUUUCAUGAUAGCAAUUUUCGUACCAUUUCUACUGAUCAUCUGUAUCAGGAACCUAAAAUUAUUGGCACCAUUUUCCGUUAUUGCUAAUAUAAUCACGUUUAUUACAUUUGGCGUCGUUUGCUACUAUGUUUUCCAGAAGUUGCCAGACUUCAGUAAAUAUGAAUCUUUUGGCACCUUACAAGAAUACCCUCUUUAUUUUGGUACUACCCUCUUUUCUCUUCAGGCAGUUGGAGUGGUAAUUGCUCUUGAAAAUAAUAUGGCUACACCAAAGAGCUUUUUAGGUCCAUGCGGUGUGUUGAAUGUAGGGAUGUUUAUUGUCACUCUUAUUUAUGUUGGAAUGGGUAUGAUGGGCUACUGGCAAUAUGGAGCUGACAUCCAACCUUCAAUUACUCUCAAUUUUCCUUCCAAAGAUAUAUUGGCCCAAUCAAUUAGAAUAUUAUAUUCUAUUGCCAUUUACAUUUCGUAUGGUCUACAGGGCUUUGUUCCUGUUCAAAUCUUAUGGACCAAUUAUGUAGUACAAUUGUUAGAAAACAGUCAACACAAGCUAAGAUGGGAGUAUUUUCUAAGAUUCAUGUGUGUAAUUGUUACAUUCAUUCUUGCCAUGACGAUUCCACUUUUGGGUUUGUUCAUUUCGUUGGUGGGAGCCUUCUGUUUGUCCGCUUUGGGUAUUGCCUUCCCGGCCAUUAUUGAAUUGUGCGCUUAUUGGCCCGACAAUUUGGGCCCUGGAAGAUACAUUUUGUACAAAGAUAUCCUGCUUAUUAUCGUAGGAAUCGUAGGAUUGCUGGCUGGUAGCUACAGUUGCAUAUUUGCCAUUGUUGUAGCUCUGGCGUCUGGCAAAACAUAAAAUUUCGCACAGCUCAAGUUGCUACUUAUAUAGAUAUUUAUUUUUAUAGAAAUAUCUAUUGAUUAUUUAAUAGAAUAUCUAUAUCACUUUCAUACUAUUAUAACAUGGCGCACUUUUGCUGGAUGCUAAGUAAAUAGGACUUGUGAUAUACAUGGGUUAAUACUUAUUUACGAUAUGUAGUAAAUUGUAGAAUUGUACAAACUCGCGUAUGUAAACUAUUAAUUUUAAAGGCACUUUUUUGUAAUGAACUAUAUAAUUUUUAGAAAUUAUUUAUUGUUCAGACCUCUUUAUUUAGAUUUUGAUAACGUACUAAAACAACUCAUGCAUUCAUAUACUCACUUACUUUUAAAAGACAUAUUACCGCUAUUUAUUUGUACUCAAAACAAGUGUAAAUUAUGGCUAAUAUUGCUAAUAAGAUUUAUUUAUUUGUUAAGCGAAUUUAAACUUGUUGCGAAAUUUAGUAAAUACAACAAAUCGAUAUGUUAAUGAAAAUUUUGUAUAACUGAUAGUAUGAUUAAAGUUUUGUUUUUUUUU